Messenger RNA from Rhipicephalus microplus (southern cattle tick), 2849 nucleotides. It is a transcript of the gene PPP4R2r, whose product is annotated as Protein phosphatase 4 regulatory subunit 2-related protein. Gene Ontology annotation, cellular component: cytoplasm; protein phosphatase 4 complex; nucleus. Gene Ontology annotation, molecular function: protein phosphatase regulator activity. NCBI's taxonomy places the organism in Eukaryota, Metazoa, Arthropoda, Arachnida, Ixodida, Ixodidae. The record is from RefSeq and is a predicted model, not a curated record.
ACACCAGGGGCACCAGGUGACGUCACGACUGUGGUGCGUCGGCCAUACUUUUUGUUGUCGUCGGGAAGAAUCCAGCUGCCGGCGGUGUGUAUGUGUGUGUGUGCAUGUGCUUCCCCGUGAACCUGGAAGCUUGCACAGUUAGGCGAAGCACGGACCGAUCCGCUGCGAAAUGAACUGCAGCAAAGAGGCGCUGCUAGACGAGCUCACCGAUUUCGCGAACCAAAAGCCCGCCGAAAUUCCCUCGGUACUCGACGAAUACCUGUGCCACAUCGCGAAGACUGGCGACACUCUGUUCUCAUGGCACAAGCUGAAGCCGCUGCUAUGUCAAAAGCUGGAGCUUGUCAUGAACGAAUUCCACAAGGUUUCGCCGACGGAUGACUUACCAGCCUUACCCAACGUGGAGGUGUUCAAGUACGAGGAAAUGAAGGAAAAAGUAUUGGAGGCCGUCAACAGCUUUAACAGUGCACCGUUCACCAUCCAGCGGUUAUGCGAGCUUGUGGUUGACCCUAGGAAGCACUACAAGCGUACGGACAAGUUUAUGCGAGGCGUCGAGAAGAAUGUCCUGGUUGUGAGCACCAUUGAACCAAAAUCAAUUGCUGCGCUACAGCAAGCUAACGCUGCUGCGAUGCCCAUGGUCAAUGGUAUCCCCGGAGCGGAGGACAGCGGAAUCAACGGACAUUUCGCCGACACCACGGAGGACUCGCUUAAUCGCCUCGACGGUGAAAAUGGUCAUUGUGAGGAUGAGGGAAUCUGUGCCGAUGAUCCAGGUACCAACGUUGAGGUCCCUUCUUCUGCUGCUGCUGAUGACGCAAGCUUGGGUGAGGCGCCGCAGCCUGUCAAAGAAGAAGUCGUCGAAGAGCAAGAACUCGAGCCGUCGGCAGCGACUGAGGAGAGCAACAUGGAAUCGUCGUCAGAGUGCGAAAAGGAAAAAGAAGCUGAACCUUUGACAGUAGCAGAACAGGAGGUUGAAGUUGAUAAAGAAGUGGAGCCAGAAGCUGCAGAGGAAGCUGCGGUGGAGACACUGGCAGAAAGCAGCGAGUGCGUGCCGCCCUCAAAUGAUGAGGAGACUGCCACACAGGCCGAAGAACCCGAGAGAGAAGCUCCGGCAGAAGAAAGCGUCAUUGACAAAGACGCGGUCGAAGAGGUUGCUGAAGCACCAAGCGAAAGUGGUACGGAAAACAUAUCUGGCACUCGGGAGGAACCAUCUUCUGAACCUGCAGCUGAAGAGCUAUCUGUGCCAGCAGAGGAGCACUCUGAAGCCGACGCUUUACCGAUUCACGUUUCCGAGCCAAAACCAUCAGAAACUCCAAAUGUUGAAGUUGAGGAAGCCUCAGUGGAAGCGGACUGCUGCGACUCCAGCAUUUCAGAAGUGCCGGAAAAUGAGGAAUUAAAGGAGCCCCCGCGGAAGAAGUUUCACCCUGAACCCGAAGCGUGCACCGAAGACCAGGAAAUAGAAGAGCAAGAACAGCCGUCUUCAACAUCUGUGUCAAUGGAUGAUACCGUUGAAGAGGAAGCUAUGGAAAGUUCGAAGGCCGAUGCGUCACCUGUAGAAGACGGUCAAGCAGAAGCCAUGGACACAACGGCAGACAGUUCUGCCCAGAAGGACUCUCCAAUCGAGGAGGAGCCAGCCACAAGUCCCGACGAGUCUGCUAUGGAUCAGGACUGAACCUGCUGCUGUCUGUGCCGGCUACUGUGUUUACCCUGCCCCCUAUAUCACUGUGUACUUCAGCCAUUGCUCCACUCCUUCUUUCCAACAAUUCAAAUAUAUGAAUUGAUCUCGAUUUUUCAUAGGACUUCGAAGGAAAUAUAUGUUGCGCAUGAUCUUUUUUUCUCUGUUUUUUUUUUUUUCUUGUCCUGCUGCACAGCAAGAUUUCUCACUUCUUUCUCCCAUAAACGAGUUACAAAGCCUUGAGCAGCUAAGUUUGUAAUGAAAAACUAAAACAGCAUUAACUGCGAGCAAGACAUUGGCGCAAAAAGUACUUUGCGACCUGCAUGAAAACCGUACCACAUCCAAUCGCAGUAGUCGCGAGCCAGUGUUGUUGUGUGGUAUUUGUCCCCCUCAAAGAUUUCAUAGUUGUGUUUUAACUGUCCGGCAGCAGUGCUGUGAAACAACUUCAUUGCCUCGUAAAACGCAGAGGUAAUGUGUCAGUAGUGUGGUAAGGUUUGCGAUGAUACAACACCAAUACAUGGUUUCGUCAGAAUGUCAAUGAUGAAGCAUAUUGAUGACUAUGCAUUAGGUAAACAUGCAUUAAUGUACUCUGUGUAACAAAUCGCACCAGUUAAGGUGGCGCAAAAAUCUGGUGGCUUCACCCUGGUGUGUGCAUCAAUCACAUUGAUGGGUUUAAUGCUGCUGAAAGUUGAAGACUGGCAGUGAACCUCAAAUGCAUUUCAGACAAUUGCCAAAUUGCAUGGGGCAGUUCAAAGUAUAACCAUGCUUCCCUAAGUCUUUGGAAUUUUUUUUUUGGACCCCAAGAGUUUAUGAAAGUUGUCGCAACACAUAUAUCCGAAGGUCUGCCUUAGAUGUGGCCGUUUACUCGUUUUGCUAUUGCCCGGUGUAUGUAGAUUAAUGUCAAGAUUCAUCGGUUCUGAAAGUUUGCUUCUGUUGUACAGCACACCUAGCUGCUAUGGCUGCUACUUUGUCGAUUCUGUCCAGCUUAAGUUAGCGCCUGUACUUCCACAUUUAGCGGAUUAAAAAAAAAAUGUGCAUGUAUGUUGUAACAGGCGCUGUGUAGAGUACUUGUUUCAUUAGCACAAGGCAGCAAUGUGUUGGGACUGCAUCUGCUCACAAGUGCAUGCAAUGAGCAGCUCAUCUUCAUUUUUAUUUUAAAUAAAGUUUUUGUUUAUGCUUC